Molecule: messenger RNA, 2125 nt
Organism: Rhododendron vialii
Lineage: Eukaryota; Viridiplantae; Streptophyta; Magnoliopsida; Ericales; Ericaceae
Product: protein NRT1/ PTR FAMILY 8.3-like
Exons: 5
Coding region: 158-1927 (589 amino acids)
Biological process (GO): oligopeptide transport; transmembrane transport
Cellular component (GO): plant-type vacuole membrane
Molecular function (GO): transmembrane transporter activity
Source: RefSeq, a predicted model, not a curated record
GUUAGGUAGGUAUUUGAAGUAGUUGAGCCUUGAAAUCUUCAACCUUACCCAAAAUACGUAACGUGCAGAAGAGUAUCUCACUCCCAUUGCGGUUUGGAAUCUACUCCUAUAUCCAUUUCCGUUAGAGAGAGACACAGAAGUUAAUAACUUCUGGGUAAUGGGUAUCAAGGAGGAUGAGAGAUUAGAGGAGAGAUUGCUCUUGGAAGACGGUCUUCCGCUUCCGCAGAACAAAAGCAAUGGACAGUACACUGGAGAUGGUUCUGUUGACAUUAACGGGCAACCUGUAUUGAAGAGCAAGACUGGAAAUUGGAGAGCAUGCCCCUUCAUUCUUGGCAAUGAAUGUUGUGAACGCCUUGCUUUCUACGGGAUUGCUACAAACCUUGUCAGCUAUCUCACUAAAACAUUACACGAAGGAAAUGUCUCUGCGGCAAGAAAUGUUUCCACUUGGGCAGGCACUUGCUACCUCACACCCCUUAUUGGAGCAGUCGUGGCGGAUGCGUAUUGGGGAAGAUACUGGACAAUCGCUGCAUUCUCCACUAUUUAUUUUCUAGGAAUGUGCACAUUGACCAUAUCUGCAACAGUUCCUGCCCUUAAGCCUGCAGCAUGUGUUGAUUCCAUGUGCCCUGCUGCGACUCCUUCUCAGUAUAUGGUAUUCUUCUUUGGACUGUAUCUGAUUGCACUAGGAACUGGUGGGAUCAAACCGUGUGUUUCUUCCUUCGGAGCGGAUCAAUUUGACGAUACCGAUCCUAAAGAGAGGGUUAAGAAGGGAUCCUUCUUCAAUUGGUUUUAUUUUUCAAUCAAUUUAGGCGCUCUCGUAUCAAGCAGUUUAAUCGUUUGGAUUCAAGAAAAUGCUGGGUGGGGCCUAGGUUUUGGGAUCCCUGCAUUGUUCAUGGGCAUUGCUAUUGCAAGUUUCUUUUCAGGCACUUCUCUUUACAGAUUUCAGAACCCUCGGGGAAGCCCUCUUACAAGAAUGUGCCAAGUUUUGGUGGCAUCAUUCCGAAAGCGGAAUUUGGAGUUCCCUACUGACAGUAGUCUUCUGUAUGAAGAACCAGAUAAAACCUCAGCAAUGGAAGGAAGCAGGAAACUGGACCAUACUGAUGAAUUGACGUGCCUUGACAAAGCUGCAGUAAUCUCAAAUGCUGAUGGCAAAAACAUGGACUCUAAUCCAUGGAGGCUUUGCACUGUAACCCAAGUGCAAGAACUGAAAAUAUUAAUCCGCAUGUUUCCAAUCUGGGCAACUGGAAUCAUCUUUGCUGCUGUUUAUGCACAAAUGGGCACCAUGUUUGUUGAACAAGGGACUGUGAUGGACAGGACCGUCGGUUCCUUCUCCAUUCCAGCAGCUUCACUCUCCACAUUCGAUGUCAUCAGUGUUAUUUUUUGGGUCCCUGUCUAUGAUAGGGUCCUUGUACCAAUAGUGAGAAAAUUCACCGGCAAUGGGAGAGGAUUCUCAGAGUUACAGCGGAUGGGAAUUGGUCUCUUCAUUUCAAUAUUGUCCAUUUCAGCUGCUGCUUUUGUGGAGAUGAGGAGACUGGCAAUAGCAGAAUCCCUUGGUUUGGUUGAUGUAAAUGCUCCAGUCCCGCUUAGUAUUUUAUGGCAAAUUCCCCAGUAUUUCUUGUUUGGGGCUGCAGAGGUGUUUACUUUCAUUGGACAGGUAGAGUUUUUUUAUGACCAGUCCCCAGAUACUAUGCGUAGCUUGUGCAGCGCUUUGUCGCUUCUGACGACUUCUUUGGGAAGUUACUUGAGCUCUUUUAUCCUGACUUUAGUAACAUCUAUAACAACAAAGGGCGGGAGUGCUGGAUGGAUACCUGAUAAUCUGAAUGGGGGUCAUCUCGAUUAUUUCUUCUGGCUUUUGGCGGGACUCAGCUUCGUAAACAUGGUGGUGUAUGCCUUCUGUGCAAAAAGGUAUAAACAGAAAAAGGCAAUUUGAGGGUUCUAUUGCUGUUGUUGUCAUAGCGUCAAUGUAUCCUUCUGGGUUUAUAUGUUUUCUUCAAGCUCAGUGGAGAUGUUCAUGAUAAUGUACAGAUAGAGCAUUUGCUUCUGAUGAAAUAAACAUACAGGCUACAUAGUUUUAUCUUCUUAUGGUGUAAAAUUUGUAAAUUAAUGUGAGAAAUUGUUUGAAGGUUCU